Molecule: messenger RNA, 574 nt
Organism: Anarrhichthys ocellatus (wolf-eel)
Lineage: Eukaryota; Metazoa; Chordata; Actinopteri; Perciformes; Anarhichadidae
Gene: timm8b
Product: translocase of inner mitochondrial membrane 8 homolog B (yeast)
Exons: 2
Coding region: 134-403 (89 amino acids)
Source: RefSeq, a predicted model, not a curated record
AACGUCAUAGGGAGGCGCCGUCGCCGUGCGUCGCGUUGAUCAGCGGUAGUCUGACAGGCUGCGCUUACACUCGCGGUUUGAAGCCGAAGGUCAGGGCAUAACACGGGUCUACUGUGGCCGUUUGACAGGCACUAUGGACGGGUUUGAUAAUUUCAGCGCGUCGGACAAAGCAGAGGCGACGGAGCUCCAGCGUAUGAUCGCGAUAGAGCAACAGAAAGCGCAGUUCCAGGCCCAGGUGCACACGUUCACGGACGUCUGCUGGGACAAGUGUGUGGACAGUCCGGGCUCCAAGCUGGACCACCGGACGGAGACGUGUCUGGUGAACUGUGUGGAGCGCUUCAUUGACACCACCCUGACCAUCACCAACCGCUUCACCCAGAUGGUGCAGAAGGGCGCUCAUUGAUGAGGAUGAUGAUGACGAUGAGGACGAGGAUGAGGGACUAAAAAAGGACAAUGUGAUGACAUUAAUGAAAUGUUUAGUAUCGUGUUUGAUGGAAGAUCGUGUGCACGACGGACGUUUGCAUUUCCUGUAAUGUGACAUGAGUAAAGUGACACACUGGUCUCAUGUUCACCA